AGCUUGCCCAGUCUCUUGGGCUCUGUGUCGAAUCUCUUUCUGCUAUUGAUCGCCGAGGCUUCUUGCGUGUCGUGUCAGUGUGAGGAGAAACGAUUUUUUUUUGGAUACGGCAGAUCAGCCUUAAUGCUUGGACCCUUACACUUUCCCUUUCUGACAAACUGUCCUCAAACUUCGAUUGGAUAUUACAUUUUAUACCGCCUCCGGGCUUGCUUCUGAUAUUCUUUUUUUUUUUUUAUAUAUUUUGUUUUGCUGCAAGUUCGUAUCUACUGGACUGGGCUUCCAAGAUUUUUUUUCUCCUUCUGUUUCGUGCUUUAAUUGUCGUAUCUCUUCUUCCUGUGAUACCCCUUCUCUUCGUUACUCUAUUUGGCCAUUCCGGCAGGCCUGAAUAAAUUCCCAAAAAAUGCAUUUCAGGUCUUCCAUUGCUUGGAGCAUGGUCGCUAGCGCCGCUCAAGUUCAGGCACAAUAUCUUCUCAAUGACCUGAGCUUUGGUUUCGGCAACAAGAUUUCAGAAAAUGGCCACACAAUACCGAACUUCUCGACACAGGGUAACCCACGGCUGCCCGAACUCCUCUCCAACAAGCUGAUUUUAACACCUCCCGCGCCCGGAAACCAACGCGGAGCCGUGUGGACCGACAAGGAGCUGAACAAAGAUGAGUGGGUGACCGACGUCAGCUUCCGUGUCAAUGGACCCGAGCGUGGCGGCGGAAACUUGAACAUUUGGAUGGUCAAGGAUGGCGCGCGCGAGGUUGGAACCAGUAGCAUCUAUACCGUUGGCCACUUUGAGGGUUUGGCGUUGGUUUUGGACACGUAUGGCGGUUCUGGCGGCAUGAUUCGGGCUUUCCUGAACGACGGCUCGACCGACUAUAGGUCUGCGCACGUCGAUGCCCUUACCUUCGCGCACUGCAACUACGCAUACCGCAACCUGGGACGCCCCACCGAGAUCAAACUCACGCAGACUAGAUACGACUUCCGCGUUGAUGUCGAUGGUAGCCUGUGCUUUGAGAGCAGACAUGUGCAGCUCCCGGUUGGCUACAAGGUCGGUGUGACGGCAGCCUCGGCCGACAAUCCGGACUCGGUCGAGCUGUUCAAGGUCGCCGUACUCUCUCACCAGGUUGGCAAGACGCAGGAUCACCAUGACGACCACCACGAUUCCGGGCAUCAUGAUAAUAGCCACUCCCACGAUGACCAUGGCGCCGAGCAUGAUAGCGAAAAGGUCCACACACCGGCCAAGUUUUCACGCCCGCAUUCGGAGCCAGAGCACCCGUCUAGCCACGCCGAGCACUGGGAUGAGGACAUCCCAGAUGAGUCGGCCAGCAAGUACACUUCAUCCAAGGCACAGUUCGAAGAUCUUCACAACCGACUUCAGAGCGUCAACCACCACUUGUCUACCAUAUUCAAGCAGGUUGUGUCGCAGCACAGCAUGGACGAGCAUCGUCACGAGGAGACGUCUUCCAUGAUUAACGACGUCAAGACAGCACUGGGCAAGCUUAACGACAUCGAUAACAGGAUGCACAGCCUGGAGCAGGAGGUGCGCAGCAUCCGGGCGGACCUGUCGCACAAGGUUCAAACGUCGGAGAACAACAUUCGCACGCUUGUCGGGGAUACUCACUCCAAGACGGUCGAGACGGUCCAGAAGCACGCUGCUCCUGGACACAGCCGACUUAUCUUUGUUAUUAUUGCCAGCCAGCUGUUGCUUGUUGUCGGAUAUGGCGUGUACAAGCGGAGGAAGGCUUCGAUGCCCAAGAAAUACUUGUAAAUGGGAGGUUUUCUUUUUUUCUGGUCUUUUUUUUUUUUUUUUUCAUUGUGG
Messenger RNA from Pyricularia grisea, 1807 nucleotides. RefSeq lists its product as uncharacterized. The record is from RefSeq and is a predicted model, not a curated record. Bases 401 to 1756 code for a protein of 451 amino acids. The transcript has 2 exons. Gene Ontology annotation, cellular component: endoplasmic reticulum-Golgi intermediate compartment; Golgi membrane; COPII-coated ER to Golgi transport vesicle. Gene Ontology annotation, molecular function: D-mannose binding. Lineage: Eukaryota; Fungi; Ascomycota; Sordariomycetes; Magnaporthales; Pyriculariaceae. Gene Ontology annotation, biological process: endoplasmic reticulum organization; endoplasmic reticulum to Golgi vesicle-mediated transport; Golgi organization.